Molecule: messenger RNA, 1162 nt
Organism: Neoarius graeffei (lesser salmon catfish)
Lineage: Eukaryota; Metazoa; Chordata; Actinopteri; Siluriformes; Ariidae
Exons: 8
Coding region: 205-804 (199 amino acids)
Source: RefSeq, a predicted model, not a curated record
UUCACUUUGCGUGUGGGUUCGGUUCAGUGUGGGUCCGGUUCUUUACAGGAUCUGAGCUGAACAUCGGAGUCACUUUUAACUUACUGAUUUAUUCACGGUGAACUUUUAUAAAACAUCUGCACUGAGAGCUGGGAGAGGAUUUAACUUUACAUUUAACUUCAUAUUUAACUUUAAACCGGCUGAGUGUCAGAGAAUCGGCUCCUGAUGAUGAUGAUGAUGAUGAAGAUGAUGAAGAUGAUGAUGCUCUUCGUCUCUUUUCUCUCUCAUUUCUCAGCGACUUUCCCUCUGAAAGGCUGUGUGUGUGAACCUGGAGAAAAUGGCACCAACACCACGAGACUCAUCAACAUGCUGUGGAUAAUCAGGAACAAACCCACGUCCUCGGUAAAUCUGAGAUGUGCGUGUUUGUGUGAGUGCCAGUGCAUUGUUCAGCUCGACAUCAACAGUUUGGUUAUUCAGGUGAAGGAGAGCAAGAGAGAGAUGCUGGGGGACGAGUGUAUGAAGCUGGUGAAGGAUCUCAGCGUGAUGGAGGAUUCAGGAGAUUCAGCCUCAGGGGGACCUCCGCCCUACCAAACCACUGAACCCCCCUUUGGAGAAGGAGACACAUCCGGAUCGUCCAUUGUGACUCUACUUGUCGGAGCUUCGGUCUUCAUCACAUUUCUUCUGCUCUGCUUCACGCUGUUCAAAAGACCAGAAACUGAGGCUGGAGGUGUUAUAGGCUCCCUUAUUCAUUACCCCCCUGCUUGGUCUCUGGAGAAUACGAUGAAGCAGGAAAACCUACUUCCAGAGACUAAAAUGACCUACUGAUACGUAUUUACAGGAUGUCCAGGUGAGAGUUCGUCCUGGAGGUGUCGGACCAUGGCUUAAUUUUGGAGAAGGAAAGGAUUUACACAUACGGUGGUGAGACUCUUUCUUGGUGCACUGGACCCCCCCAAAAAACAAACAAACAAAACAAAAAACCUGUAGGACUCUCAACAGCUGAAACAAACCGAGGCACUGUCCCAAAUGCUCAUCACUCUUCAGUGUUCUUCAUUUUGAGACUCCAUCACAAACACUCCACUCUCACGAGACUUCUUUAGAACCACAGUGGACUUUUCAUUUCCUUUGUGCAAUAAAACUCCCUUUUUCUUACCUCUCAUUAAUAAACUGAAUUCUUAACUUUUCA